CAUCAGUCAGUCUGUUCCCAGAGUUCCUCCAGUCCUAUCUCAGACACUCCUCCACUGCUGUCUUUGACCUGCUGGGGGAGUAUGAAGCCAUCUGUCAAGACAAGGUGGACAUGCUCCAGAGGCUGGUAUUGAGGGCAGCUCCAGGGCAACAGAAGUCCUCUAAGACUGCUGGCUGAGAUGGCUUUUACAGCUGGAGAUGGUCACCUGGCGCCUCAUCACUUCUCUAUACAGAGACAGGAUCCAGUCAGAGCUGGAGGAUGACAUCAUGAUGGAUGUGGCUGCUCCCGGUGUUAGUGAGAAGGUGGUGAUGGAACAACUUUUCCAGAGAGAUGCUGUAGUACGCCAGAGUCAGUUGGUUGUGGAUUGGUUAGAGAGUAUCGCCAAAGAUGAAAUCGGGGACUUCUCCGACAACAUUGAAUACUACGCCAAGUCUGUCUACUGGGAGAAUACCCUUCAUGCUCUGAAACUGAGAAGAAACACCUCCAGCACAGGCUUCAAUGUUCCCCUGGUUACUGAGCUGGACCCUGACGCCCCCAUCAGACAGAGACGUCCCCUGGCAGACCUGGACAGAGAGGAUGAUGCCAGACUGCUGAAGUACCUCUUCACCCUCCUCAGAGCGGGCAUGACUGACGAGGCCCAGAGGCUGUGUAAGCGCUGUGGCCAGGCAUGGAGAGCUGCUACUCUGGAGGGAUGGAAGCUGUACCACGACCCCAACAUCAACGGAGGCGGGGCAGAGCUGCUACCGGUGGAGGGGAACCCUCAGCGCUGUGUGUGGAAGGUCUGCUGCUGGAGGAUGGCUGAUACUGAACACUUCAGCAAAUAUGAGAGAGCCAUCUACGCUGUUCUGAGUGGGAACCUCAAACGGCUGCUCCCAGUGUGUGAGUCGUGGGAGGACAGUGUGUGGGCCUACUUCAGGGUCCUGGUAGACUCUCUUGUGGAACAGGAGGUCCGGUCCUCAGGGAUGGGCAGCGAGGAGCUGGAGGAGCUGCCACGAGAAUACCUGGAGGCCAACUGGACACUAGAGAAGGUGUUUGAGGAGCUGCUGGCAACAGAGUCAAAGAAAGUCCUGGAAGAGACGAAAGAACACUACCACAUUAUCCAGAAGUUAGUUAUCCUUGGUGACCUGGACGGUCUGUUGGAGGAGUUCAGUAACUGGUUGACCAGGAGUCCUGCUCUGCCCUCUCACCUGCUGCGCUUCAUGACACACCUGGUGUUGUUCUACCGUAGUCUGGGCAUGCAGCUCAAGGAGGAGGUCACAGUGGAUGUCCUGAAGGCCUACAUCUCUCUGUUGAUGAGGGAGAAGCACGUUGAUCUGAUAGCCUUCUACGUCAGUCACCUGCCGCCAGACCUGGCCACCGCCCAGUACGCUCUCUUCCUGGAGGAGGUCACCGAGGCUGAGCAGAGACAACGCUGUCUGGAGCUGGCCAGGGAGGCAGGUCUGGACGUGGCAGCGGUCACUAAGAUGGUGGUGGAGAAGUUGUUCAUCAGAGAGAGACACACUGAUUGA
Molecule: messenger RNA, 1507 nt
Organism: Oncorhynchus gorbuscha (pink salmon)
Lineage: Eukaryota; Metazoa; Chordata; Actinopteri; Salmoniformes; Salmonidae
Product: nuclear pore complex protein Nup107-like
Exons: 15
Coding region: 197-1507 (436 amino acids)
Biological process (GO): regulation of DNA-templated transcription; post-transcriptional tethering of RNA polymerase II gene DNA at nuclear periphery; protein import into nucleus
Cellular component (GO): nuclear pore outer ring; nuclear pore
Molecular function (GO): structural constituent of nuclear pore
Source: RefSeq, a predicted model, not a curated record